Molecule: messenger RNA, 2163 nt
Organism: Neospora caninum
Lineage: Eukaryota; Apicomplexa; Conoidasida; Eucoccidiorida; Sarcocystidae
Product: putative mRNA processing protein
Exons: 4
Coding region: 1-2163 (720 amino acids)
Cellular component (GO): mRNA cleavage and polyadenylation specificity factor complex
Molecular function (GO): mRNA binding
Source: RefSeq, a predicted model, not a curated record
AUGAGUCGGUCGAUGGAGCGCAACUCGUCUCCGUCUUCGGGGGCGUAUCAGAUGUGGUUGGGGAACAUCCCAUUUGAUGCCACCGAAGAAGAUUUGAAGACACUGCUGUCGCGCGUGGGCCGCGUACUGCAGGUUCGCAUCAAGUACGACGAGGGAGGCCAGAGCAAGGGGUUUGCCUUCUGCGAAUUCCCCGAUCCGGAGACGUGUUACCUCGCGUACGUCACCCUGAACAACGUCGACUUGGGCGGCAGGAAACUGAAGAUCGACUUCGCCACCGACGAGCUCCGCCAGCGCUUCGGUUCCUCGGGCGGAGGCGGACCCAGCGGGGGAGUCUCGCGCCCCGAGAGACGAAAGGCGCAUGCUGCGGCCUUGCCGAGUUCUGCCCCGACUAGCGCGGACGAAACCUUUCGAGGCGCGGGCGCCGUUUCGUCUCUUCUCGGGCCUUUCCACGCGGGAGAGAGUCUGUUGGGCCCCGCCCCCAGUGGGAAGCUUGCAGGCCGCGGAAGAGACAGUCGCGGGCCGUUCUUCGACACGCGAGCUCCGGGCUUCGGGCUCCGAUCCCGGGCACUCACUCUGUACGACGGCGCUGCGGCCGCGACCGACAUCAUGGAGAUUCUUCGGACGUUUUCCACGACGCAGUUGCUGGCCUUUCUCGGCGAUUUGAAGAAACUGAUGAAAGAAGACGCCGCCUCCUGUCGGCGGUUGCUCCGCGCACACCCGGCUCUGGUGUACGCGGCGCUGCAUGCAGUCUAUUUGUUGGGGGCGUCGCGCGCCGAGAGCGACGGCCGCAAGCAAGAAGGCAGAAGCAGCCAGCGGUCGUCUUCUCUCGCCCCGCCCGAGAAGAAACAGAAAGUGGCGGAUGCACCAAAGGAGACAACCCGCGAAGCAGAGAAGCGCGCCACGUCGCUCGAGAGGGACGACCUCCGCUCGCUCGAACGCCGCAUGGGCCUGCCGGAGGCGCAGCUCGAGAAGGCCAGGAGGAACCGGGCGGAACGCCUCGAGCAACUCCAGCACGCAGGACUCUCUGUUCAAAUCUCUAAUGUCGUCUCUCAAGACAAGCCCGUCCACGGUCGUGCCCAUGGCGCGGGCGAGAAGGCGACGAGGUCGCCCGGGGACGUGGGGACGCGGCCUGACGGCCCCGGGGGCAUUGGCGGCCUCGGUCCGCAGGCUGGUGGAGCCCAACUCGCGAGCCCGCUGGCGCCCGAAAAAGUGGGCCCAAUCGGAGACAGGGCGGCGCCGCUUUUGGAGACACCCGCGGUGGGAGGGCGACCGCUUCCGGGUUUCGGCGAGGCGACUGCGCCGCCUCAGGCGCCGCUCCAGCAGGCUGCUCUCGUGCCCCAGAGCCUGGCUGCUGUCCCCCACGCUGGAGGUCAGAGUGUCUCUUUGGCGACACCGCUUCCUCAGCCCGUGCGCCCCACCAGAGGGCUGGAGGCGUUCCCGAUGCAGGAGGGGACAGAAAAAGGCCCGCUUCCGGGCCUUCCCGUUGCGCAACGAGGCGCGGCCCGAAGUGUCUCCUCGCCUCCGGCCGAUGUCCGAGGCGCCCCCGUUGGAGCCCCACACCAAGGCCUUCCCCUGCAGGCAGUUGCAGGCAGUGCUGUCCCCCUUACUCCGCCAGAGGCUCGGCAGGGCGCCCUUCCCGUCGGCGUGGCAGCUGAGGAGCGACGCCCAGUCGAAGAGUCACUGCGCGUGGCGCCGGGAGGGAGACAGUCCGAGGACAGAGACAUUUCGUUUACCGCCCUUCGGGGACUCCCUCCAGACGCAGCACAAGAACGGGGCCUUCCUCCCGGAGGUCCACCCCACGCUCUGCAGGCGCCCCACACGCGCCCUCAGGCAGGGAGACAGGCGGAGACACUUGGAGCCUUGCAGCCAGGGCGAGGCGGCGAGCGGCGACAGAGCCUGCAUGCAGUCCCCGGGCCUUCGACUGAAGCGCAAAUGCUUUCACAGGCGCCUACACCUGUGGCGGGCGGUUCCCCGCAUCCCGCUCUCGCAGUUCCCCCCGCUUCCGAUGCGCUUGUCGACGAGGUUUUGAAGAGCCCCGAUAUCCUUUCCAACGUUCUGGGAAGCACGCCGAGCGCGAUGCGCGACUGGCCAGAAGAACAACGCCAACAAGUCCUUGCUCUUCAGUCGGCGCUCUUGAGGAGGGGUUUCCGCGUCGCUCAGUGA